CGGAUAUGUAUAUUUCAUGUUUUGUAAGACGGUCACAUAUUGAGACUUCAAAAAAUUUAAUUUUGUCGAUCGAUACCACUACAAUUUUUUUUUUAAAAAUCUUUACACGAUUUCGUAUUCAAAUAGGCCAGUAAUACAUAUUAAGAUUUAAAGGAUUAUUUCAUCAUAAACAGGACAAAAAAUGUGACCAUUUAUCUCUGGAUGUAAUUUUUCAUAAGUUAAAAAAACUGAACUAGAAUAUGAGGACGAUACAUGUACUUUGGAUUUUAGUAUGUUUUCAAGGGAUUAAAGGCGAGACUUCCCUUGUUCCAGACAUCACGUGCUUAGAAAAUAAUCCGAAGAAGUAUACUGAGAUACCAAGAUCAUGCGAGACUGAUCCAAAUGUAAAAGAUUCAAGCUGUUAUCUUUGUAACAAUGCAUGUAAACGUGUUGAAGAACUCGAAAGAUUGAAGAAGGAAGACAAAAGGUUGAAAUGUGGAAAAUGGAUCAAAAUAAACUGUUGUUUACUAUCAAGCAUGUUAAAUAAACAAAGCCGGACGGACGGAUGUGAGUAUCGCUGUUAUGGAACGGAUGAGUCAGCAGAACCUCAACUGUUCUGUCCUGAACCGGUAGGUCUAAUGUGUCAAUCUUUUACUUGUGAUUUGACUUUUCGUGAUGGUAGAUCUAUAAUCAAUUAUGAAGAGGAACAUAAAGAUGCAUCUCGGUCCAUAAGUUGUGCUGCUGGUCAUAGAUAUAGAUGCGUUUGCACCAAAACUACAGAAAACACGAUUGCCAAACUACAAGAAGAUAAUCCACCUAAACCGUCAGAGACGUUAGCUGCACCAAGGUCUAGUCAUGCUCCACGGGACCAAUCCUCAUUCCAGAUUGUUUUCAUGCGUUUGAUGGUGAAUAUCUUGGCUAUAAGACUUAUUGCAACACUGAUAACAAUUUGAAAAAAAAAUGAAUUGCCUUAACUGGGAUUCGAACUUCAGACCUCUAGUUUCCUAAACGAGCGCGCAAACCCCUCGUUCACGGUGGAUUUACAUCAUACUGGCCUGAAGAAAACCUACUCCAGUUGAACAAUUUAUGUAUAUAUAUAUAUAUAUAUAUAGAUAUAUUUUAGUUAUAUUUUAAAAUGACUCAUGAGCCAAUAUGUAUUAGAUAAUAAUAUCACUUAAAUUAUCAUUUGAAUUUCCAUGGUGUCUUUAUAAAUAUAAAUAUUUUUUUAAAUAGUUACUAAAUAUUGUUUUAAACAGGUACUAUGUUAGUUUUACUUAUCUCAAGUUAUCUGUACAUAUUGCUCUUUUUCUCUGUAUUGUUGUACAAUCAUAUCAUUUUUUGCUUUAUCAAUCAUUACUUCAAUUUAAUUGAUCUAUUUUAAUAAUAUUUGUGUAUAUAUGUUGUGUAUAUGUUGUGUACAUGUAAACUGAUUGUAAUAAUGUUAUGCUGAGGCCCACAUGGAAGAUCGGGAACUGAAUGUGUAAGCCUCGUUAAAUAAAGUCGUUACUUACUUACUUACUAUAUAUAUAUAUAAUUCUAGUUAGGGUUUGUAACGACGCUUAUUGUUGUAAAUAAUCAUGGCGCUUACUUUAAGUAUGUAUAUCUAUAAAGAAUAAAACAAUAUUAGAAAUCUUCGA
Messenger RNA from Ruditapes philippinarum (Manila clam), 1616 nucleotides. RefSeq lists its product as uncharacterized. The record is from RefSeq and is a predicted model, not a curated record. NCBI's taxonomy places the organism in Eukaryota, Metazoa, Mollusca, Bivalvia, Venerida, Veneridae. The transcript has 9 exons. Bases 240 to 932 code for a protein of 230 amino acids.